Messenger RNA from Myxocyprinus asiaticus (Chinese sucker), 1792 nucleotides. RefSeq names its product KRR1 small subunit processome component homolog (gene krr1). The record is from RefSeq and is a predicted model, not a curated record. The coding region runs from base 113 to 1246 and encodes 377 amino acids. NCBI's taxonomy places the organism in Eukaryota, Metazoa, Chordata, Actinopteri, Cypriniformes, Catostomidae. Gene Ontology annotation, cellular component: nucleolus; small-subunit processome. Gene Ontology annotation, molecular function: RNA binding. The transcript has 10 exons.
GUACAUAAAUCAGUUGUGCCUUCUCAACACAAGGCGGCAGUACACGUGCUGAUCUCUGAGCGCUCAUGACGUGCUGACGUCUGGCGUCUGACGUCAUCGCGUGACAGAAACAAUGGCGGCGCCCGCAGAAAGCGUGAGUGAAACGCCCGCAAAUAAAAAAGAGAAAAAGAAGAGCAAUCAAGAAGAGACUGAACUGCUGACAGUGCCAGAGGACUGGAAAGAGCCUGCGUUUACCCGAGCGGACAAUCCAAAAGGUUUGCUGGAGGAGAGCAGCUUCGCCACACUUUUCCCCAAGUACAGAGAAGCGUAUCUGAAAGAAUGCUGGCCACUGGUGCAAAAGGCGCUUGGAGAUAUUUUCAUCAAUGCCACACUGGACCUGAUUGAAGGCAGUAUGACUGUGAACACCACCAAGAAAACGUUUGACCCGUAUGCCAUCCUCAGAGCGAGAGAUCUCAUCAAGUUAUUGGCUAGAAGUGUGCCGUUUGAACAGGCUGUAAGGAUACUUCAAGAUGACAUGGCAUGUGACAUCAUCAAAAUCGGGACGCUUGUGCGAAACAGAGAGCGUUUUGUGAAGAGAAGACAGAGACUGAUCGGCCCCAAGGGCUCCACGCUGAAGGCACUGGAGCUUCUCACCAACUGUUAUGUGAUGGUUCAGGGAAACACAGUUUCUGCUGUGGGCCCGUACGGCGGUUUAAAAGAGGUACGGAAAGUCGUACUGGAAACAAUGAAGAACAUUCACCCCAUUUACAACAUAAAGACGCUAAUGAUCAAACGAGAGCUCAUGAACGACCCAGAGCUGCGCACUCAGAACUGGGAGAGAUUCCUGCCCAACUUCCAUCACAAGAGUCUCUCCAAACGCAAACAGCCCAAGAAGAAGAAGAAGGUGAAGAAGGAGUACACGCCGUUCCCCCCACCUCAGCCCGAGAGCAAGAUUGACAAGGAGUUGGCGACCGGAGAGUUCUUCCUGCUAGAGACCGAGAAGAGACGCAAGAAGAUGAGUGAAAUUAAGGUGAAACAGGCUGAAGUUUUAUUCAAGAGACAAGAGGAGCGACAGAAAGCUUUUAUUCCUCCUAAAGAGAAACCAGCGAUGAAGAAAACCAAACCAGCUACAACAGAGAACAAAAUUGAUGUUCAAGCCAUCAAAGAAAAAGUGAAGAAGGCAAAAUCUAAAAAGCUUGGAGCUCCUCCGGUGAACCCCCAGACGUCCUCAGUUAAAGACAAGAAACAGAAGAAGGUCAAGAGCUAACAUGAUUCACUUAUCUUUUUUUUUUUGUCUAUAUAAAAUUAGUUUUUCAUGCUUGUCAACAUUAUUUUAAAACUUAAAUGAAUACUUAUUGGUUGUGAAGAUGAGACACUCAAGCACUGAGUGUAUGUCAGUACACAUUUGAUAUUUUGUAUUGCGUAACAAUUAAAAACAAUGAGCAUGGAUUCGUAUACUGAGGCAGAUAACAUCAAGACAUUGUCAUGUGACAGCCUGUAUGUGCAUUUAAAUAUUUUACAUAUCCAAGUCUGUUAGAUUAAUAUGUAAGCCCAUAAAAGCAAGGCAUAACCUUAUUCUCUUUUCCCUUGGGAGCCCAUUUCUGCCAAGGAGGGAGUAGCUAUGUUCAGAUUGGCAUGCUACAUUACUCAUACUUCUUUAUGCUACAGUAUGUACACUGUGCAUAGUAUGCAAAUGUUCUGUAUGCAUAGAACAACAUUUGACAUUUGUGUGGAAUACUGUAUCUGACAAUCCAAUGCGCUCGAUUUGACCUGCCAUUUCCAAUGUGAUGAAUGAACCAUGAUGCAGAUCUCA